AUGGAGAGCCUCCAGAAUUGCGAGCCCGACCGGCGUGGCUUAUUCUUCUUCUUCGCUGUCUUCCUGGCAUUUGCUGCAGUGUCCUAUGCCAGCGUUGAGGACGACGAAUACUGGCGGAAGAGGGCCGAGGUGGCCGAAGCCCGGGCCCGUGCCGCCUACAACCCUGACCCGGAGUCCGUCACAAACAGCUUCAAUAGAGCAGUGCACAGGGUCUUGGAGGCGAACAGCACUAGGAGAAGUCUCCGGGGCUACGCUGGCAAGUGCUUGGCCACCAACCCGAUUGACCGAUGCUGGAGGUGCAGGAAGAACUGGGGUCGCCAUCGCAAGAGGCUGGCGUCCUGCGUCAAGGGCUUCGGCCACCACACCACCGGUGGCAAGGAUGGCCGUUUCUACGUCGUUACGGACUCCUCCGACAAUGAGCUCAUAAACCCCCGCCCCGGCACCCUCCGCUAUGCCGUCAUCCGGUCGGAGCCGCUCUGGAUCGUGUUCGCCCGCGACAUGACGAUCCGCCUCUCCGAGGAGCUCAUCGUCAACAGCAACAAGACGAUCGACGGCCGCGGGGCACGCGUCGCCAUCGCCAACGGGGCCCAGAUAACAAUCCAGAAUGUGCACAACAUCAUCAUCCACAAUAUCCGGAUCAAGAACAUCAAGGCCGCAUCAGGCGCCACCAUCCGGGACUCCCCUGAGCACUUCGGUCAGCGGAUGCAAAGCGACGGCGAUGGCAUCUCCGUCCUCGGAUCGAGCGAUAUCUGGAUCGACCACGUGUCCAUGUCGAACUGUGCCGACGGGAUCAUCGACGUCAUCGACGGCUCAACCGCCGUCACCAUCUCCAACAGCCACUUCGCGCACCAAAACAACGUGAUGUUGUUUGGCGCCACCGAUUCCGCACAGAAGGAUACUAUCAUGCAAAUAACAGUCGCCUUCAACCACUUCGGGAGACAUCUCAUUCAGCGGAUGCCGAGGUGCCGAUGGGGAUUCGCUCAUGUGGUGAACAAUGACUACACAUACUGGGAGAUGUACGCAAUCGGUGGUAGCCAAAAUCCCACUAUUAUUAGCCAAGGCAACAGAUAUAAAGCUGAUCCUAACAAUCGCGCCGCUGGAGAGGUGACAAAGAGGGAAUAUACACCGGAGGAGGUGUGGAGGCACUGGACGUGGCGGUCGGAGGGCGAUGUGAUGCAAAACGGGGCGUACUUCAUCGAGUCGGGACCUCCGAGUAAGAGGAGCUUCUUGAGAAGUGAUUUUUUGAAGGCUAAGUCCGGGAAGUCUGUUGGUAGGCUCACCCGCUUCUCCGGGGUGCUCAAAUGCCAGAUCGGUAAGCGGUGCUGACGUCGUAGGGGGUCGGCAUGCGUGCAAGGGAAGGAGGGAUAUAAGCAAAAAGAAGUUCCCUAUCACCGCAUGCAUGUUGGUUUGCUUCAAAACUGGAGAGAGAGAGGAUUAAGAUGAGAGAGAGAGAGAGGGAGGGAGCAACACGCACUGAAGUCAAAUAUAGCGGGAGAGAUUGAAUUUGUAUUUGCUAUUUCAUUUGAGACAUCAUCAAUAAAUUCUAUUGGAUUUAAUUUUAAAA
Messenger RNA from Ananas comosus (pineapple), 1564 nucleotides. Its product is annotated as pectate lyase-like. The coding region runs from base 1 to 1326 and encodes 441 amino acids. Gene Ontology annotation, molecular function: pectate lyase activity. NCBI's taxonomy places the organism in Eukaryota, Viridiplantae, Streptophyta, Magnoliopsida, Poales, Bromeliaceae. The record is from RefSeq and is a predicted model, not a curated record. The transcript is spliced from 6 exons.